This is a messenger RNA of Suillus fuscotomentosus, 912 nucleotides long. RefSeq lists its product as uncharacterized. NCBI's taxonomy places the organism in Eukaryota, Fungi, Basidiomycota, Agaricomycetes, Boletales, Suillaceae. The transcript has 3 exons. The coding region runs from base 1 to 912 and encodes 303 amino acids. The record is from RefSeq and is a predicted model, not a curated record.
AUGAUCAGUGAGAAAUUUGCUGAGGCCGGCCACCCUCUCAAAACCUUGAACAGUAGGUGGCUGACCAUGUUGGACAUCCUGUAUGCCGAGAAGCUUUGCAUACAUGAUUGGCCUGCCGGUGUUCCCCCGCCUGGCCCCGAUUUUGAUCUCAAGGCUCUAUCUGCAAGUCAACUACAUGCGUUGGUUGCUCCAUAUCUCAGGAUUCAUCUUGGAGCCAUGUAUGAGGCCAAGUUAGGCCUUGAUGAUGAUGAUGACAACAGCGAGGCAGAGGCAGCGAAGGUGAAGAAGCGCAAAGGCGAGUCCAAGAAGUCAGGUGACAAGGGAAGGAAGAAGGAGCCGAUUGCAAAGGAGCCAAGCGUAGUAUUGCAUAUCAGCAGAUGGCCUGAAAGUGAUAUUCUUGCUCUUGAGAUGCAGGCCUCAAACGUGUGUCUCAUCCCGCUCGUCAUCGACACUGACGGUAGGGUCGUUCACACCCUCCAAGACUCGGAGAAGUUCAUCAAGGACCUUCCACAAGACGACACUCCUAGACACUGCACCAAUGAGGUAAUCCAAAAACCCGCAAUCUCUAAUUCAGCAGCUUCGCGCUCAACUAUUGGAGCUUCAUGCUCAACUAUGGGAGCUUCACACCCCAAUCAGGAAGCUUUGUGCUCCAAUCAGACAGCUUUGUGCUUCAACAAUGCAGCUCCGAGCUCUCAUCAAUAUACCAACCAAUUUAUCCAUGAGGAUCUCCUGCCUUCAUCGCCACCCCAGGAAGCCCCACACUUGCGUCGACCUACUAACCGAGUCUUUGAUGACCUCCUGCCUUCGUCACUGUCAAUGCCAUCUUCACAAUUCUCAUCUCCCCCUCCUAUUUCACACUCAUCAACUCCUGUGACAACCUCAGAUUAUUCGCAUGUCCAGUCCCGCUCUUGA